AUGGAAGAUUAUAACACUUUUCUUGAUCAUAAAGAAUCAAGUGAAUACAAAUUUCACUGGGACAACGAAAAUGUUUACAUUGUUGAUAUGGCCAACCCAGAACACGAAGCCCUUGUCUCACUGCUUCAAGACUAUUUUAAAGUUCCCAACGGAGAUGUAAUCAUUGACCCUCCAAUAGAUGUUGAGGGUCAGCCAUAUCAUUAUAAUCCAACCGUUAUCAGAAAAAAACUAGCACCAGAUAUUACAAUCUACCAAAAAGUAGCAUUUGUUCCAAAUCCCACUUCUCCGCAUCCUGGUCCUCUCCCCAGUGAUUUAAAGCUAUGGAAACGUCAAGGACUAGCACUACUAGCAGCGAGUGCAACAGUGCCGACAAUGCCGGGAAUAUUUGUCCAAGAGAUAAAAGAAUCUGAUGGUUAUUUAUAUUCGCCGGAAGAUUUAAUUAACGAUAUUUCUUCGGAUGGUGAAAAUGGUAGGCGUGUAGAGACCGAUUGGUGA
Molecule: messenger RNA, 495 nt
Organism: Acaulospora colombiana
Lineage: Eukaryota; Fungi; Glomeromycota; Glomeromycetes; Diversisporales; Acaulosporaceae
Source: the annotation of a GenBank genome assembly